Anguilla rostrata (American eel) is the source of this 4749-nucleotide messenger RNA. RefSeq names its product KH and NYN domain containing (gene khnyn). The coding region runs from base 474 to 2498 and encodes 674 amino acids. The transcript has 9 exons. Gene Ontology annotation, molecular function: RNA endonuclease activity; mRNA binding. The record is from RefSeq and is a predicted model, not a curated record. Gene Ontology annotation, cellular component: cytoplasmic ribonucleoprotein granule; nucleus. Lineage: Eukaryota; Metazoa; Chordata; Actinopteri; Anguilliformes; Anguillidae.
CAACGCGUUCGAUGGGUCGAGCGAAUUUUACUGAGAAUGUUAUUAUAAUGCACAUUAAUUAGAUGUUUUACGCCUUUUGUGCAGGAGUUUCGGUUUUGUCAACAGUACCCCUUGUUCAAGAAAUAAGCCGUAAUUAACUGGAGUCAGUGGAAUGUAAGUAUUCCUACUAAAAGUCGAGUUCGUACACUGACACGGAAAAGCCUUAAUUUUAGCGUGAACGGAUAGGCAAGGCAAGACGCGGAAAUCGCCUUUGUAAUGUAUUUUGGAGGGUUCCUAUAUGUAUCAACUGAAGGCUACGCGCAGUAAUAGAAACUUCGUGGCGAGCUACUCGUGCAAUUGACAGAGACACGGCAGUUAUGAGCCAGGUAGGGGGUCUUACAGGGAACCUCCUUUCCGAGAGUUUUAGUUUCCGAGUACAGACCGUGUUCUAGAGUAUUUUCUUUGGUUUCACUGAAAAUGCGAAGGGAGAAAAAAUGAAACCAAGAUGGGAACUGUUUGCAAACUGGCAGCCCUUUCUCCACCACAUAAGAACCUUAGUAUUAUACUUCGUUACAACAGCAGAUGAAAGUGUGUUACUAAAUAAGAUGGAGCGGGCAGGCUGGGUGGAGGAUGAGUUUGCCUGUCACAGGGGAGAGUGGGGGAGGCUGCGCUGUGUUUGGCCAUUGGUGGAGAGGGUAUUUGGGGUGCAACUGGACAGUGGGGGUGAAGGAGGGAUGGAAACCCUGGCUACAGAUGGACAGAUGUGGCUGAAGAUGAAGGGAAGCAAGAAAGAGGUGGAGGAAGCAAAGUUGUUUGUGAAGGGGCAGGUGAACGAGGCGAUGCAGCAGCAGGUGUCGUACCCCGAGCUCCUGUACUCUGUGUUCUGUGGUGCCGGGGGGCUCUUCCUGGACUGCAUCAUGAAAUACACCUGCGCUUUUGUCCAGAUGAGUCUGAAAUACACCUGCGCUUUUGUCCAGGUGGGGCCUCCAGGCAAUCUAAUCAUCUCUGGUUUAGAGGAGCCAGUGGUGCGGGCCUGCUCUCUCAUCCUGGACCUGGUGGAGAAGUAUGAGCACACCCAAGGGUGGAGCACCGAGGCUGGGGCCGGGCCAGCAGGCGGGCCCCUGGAUUCCUGUCGGGCCUUCAGGUCUCUGGUGGAAAAGUGGGAAGACCAGCACACUCUGGAGCUGCUCGGCCUGCCUGCCCAGCUGAAGGAAACCCUGCUGGCCCUGGUGAAGGAGUCUGGACUGGACCCAGCCAAGGAACCACACAGGGGGCCCGCAGCGAUGGACAGAGUGAGGGAAAGACAGAGAGAGGGGGAGAGGGAGGGAGAGAGGGAAAGAGAGAAAGAAGAAGAGAGGGAGGGAGAGAGCGAGGAGUUUUUGGUUAGGCAAAAGGAAAAGCAAGUGUGGCAGAGAGAAGGGGUGGGGGCUACUCCAGAACAUUCCGAGCAGCUGAGGGGAAGGGAGAGGAGGAGAGGAAAAGGGGCUCACACACACACUCCGAGCCCAACCCAACUGCACACUCCACAUGCCCCCCUGCCAAGAAAAACCACCCCCCCCUCAGUGAGAGGACCUCCUCAGCACCCCGACCCUCCCGCCCCCCUUACCCAGCCCACCACAGCUCACAGGACCAAACACUUCACCCCGGCAACCAUUGUCACUGGGGAGCAGCGAUUCCAUGAGGGCUUACAGACGCCCUUUGACCUCCAGCUGGCCGAUGACCCCGGCGACCCCAACCUGAGUCAGGUCAUCAUAGACGGGAGCAACGUGGCCAUGAGCCAUGGUCUGGGUCUGUUCUUCUCCUGUCGUGGGAUUGCUCUGGCUGUUCAGUACUUCUGGAACAGAGGUCACCGCAGGGUCACCACAUUUGUCCCGCGAUGGAGGCAGAGGAAGGACCCAAGGGUCAAAGAGUAUCAGUAUCUAUCACAGCUGCAGAAUCUGGGUUGUCUCUCUUUCACUCCAUCUCGAGAGGUUCCAGGGAAAAUUAUAAGCUCUUAUGAUGACAGAUUCAUGCUGCAGCUGGCUCAGGAGACAAACGGAGUGAUUGUGACCAACGACAACCUGAGAGACCUUUUGGAUGAAUCUCCCGACUUUAACAGAAUCAUUAGAAACAGGCUGCUGCAGUACACGUUUGUUGGGGAUCACUUCAUGGUCCCCGACGAUCCGCUGGGCCGAGCAGGACCCCACCUGAAUGACUUCCUGCGCUCCAGACCCAGAUCGCCAGCCUCAGGCAGUCACACCGGUGCCGGUUUGGCCCCGCCCUUCUCCUCCACACCCCAGGUGUCUUACAGACAUGCUCAGACAGAGGCGCUGCAGGACCACUCCCAGCCAGCGGGGGCAGCAGGGAGACAGAGGCAGGCUGCAGACCCCGCUGUGCUCAGAGAGCACCUCUUACAGAGGUUCCCCGGGCAGGACAGCCUGGUGACGCUGGCAAUUCAGUGUAACCCUGACAACAAUGACAUCACCUCUCUCUCCCACAUCAUACAGAGCAUGCAGAGAGAGAGAGCAGAAGACAGGUAGGGAGAGAAAGAGAGGGAGAAACAGAGAGAGAGAGGAUGGAGGGAAGGAUUGGCAGGAGGAGGUGGUUUGGGGCGCUGAGAAAAGAGAAGGGGGUCAAUGCAGGAAAGAGCAGAUGAUGAAGAUGAUGGAAAGAAAGCAUUCACAUUUUUAAACAUUCCAGUUGGCCAAUGAGAGAACAGCUGGGUGGGGUUAUGCAUAUUUAUUAUAUUGAUUCUCAUGGGAGAAUUACUGUUACCAUUAAUCAAAUAGAUGGCCCUCUCCUCAAAAAGAUCUAGCUGCAGCCGAUAGAAGCCCCCUUUUAUGGAGAGACUGAGUGCGUUCCAAACGCUUAUUUUUUUACUUUCUUUCUUCCUUGCCUUCUUUCCUACUAUGGGAGGCCAAACGGGUCAAAUAUAAAUAAAUAAAUAUGUGGAAUUGACAUCUGGAAUUGCGUGUUGUCUAUGUGGGUGCAUUCCAAUGGCUUAUUUUAUUCGUCCUUUGUCUCAGAGGUCCUUGGCAGACCUGGAAAAGUAUCCACCUCUCCCCAUCUGCCAUGUCUGUAAUUGAUGUGGUUUCUAGCUGACGCUUGAAAGAGCAAAGACGUUCCAGCUCUUAUAAACGUUUCCUCGAUUCCUCAGUUCCCACGUCCUUCCCUUGCGUUCUCUGGCGGGUGGAGCUCGGAGCAAGGAAAAGAAGCAAGGAGAAAAGAUAAGCUAAUGGAAUGAGUUGAUGUUGACAAUGUGUGUUUCCAGAUGUCAAUUUCACAUAUUUUUGACCCGUUUGGCCUUCCAUGUUAGGAAAGGAAGAAAAAUAAGCGGUUGGAACACAUCUUCGCUAUUCCACACUGUGCAGGUGACUUUUUCUAGAUGUUGCCAUUUUUAUUUGGAGUAGUUUUUGUUAGGAGAUUUGUAUCAUUUUUUUCUAUAACUGCCAGAAGGUAUUUUGAUUGACAGCCUUUUUAAGUUGGGUUAGUUGAUUCUGCAUAUAUUGUGAUUUUUUUUCACACGGAGCUGUUUAUCACAUUGUUUUAGGGCUUGAAAGCAUAAGUGGUGUCUCGGUCAUUUGGGUGUUUAUGAUUUUUGUUUGACAGCUUUCUUCAGUUCUUUUUUGAUGAAGCACAUUCUCUGUCCAACUAUCUUUUUUUUUUUUUUUGCUUUGUACUUGGUUUUCUAUUUCUUAAAAUUUUCAUUUCAGAUUUCUUUUCCAAUUGUACAAAUAUGUUAUUCAAAUCUCGUGUGGCCAAAUGUAUGCUUUUAAAUUAAAAUUGCGCGCAUAUUUCUUCAGAACAUAAUGCUGGAUUAUAAUCAUUAAUACUCUGUUGGGUUGUUGCGACCGACGGCUAGCUUCCGGUAGCACGGCUACACACACAUUAUCCACUAUCAGUACUCGCGGUCAUACAGCGCGGGUGUAGCACUUGCGUCUGGGUCAAAGGGUGUGUGUGCGUGUGCGCGUGUGUGUGUGUGCGCGCGCGCGCGUGCGUGGACAGUGGCUGUGGGCUAUUCAAAUUUAAUUUCAUAAUAGUUUCUUUACCGGUAAUGGUGUGUUUGUUAGUGGGUGCACACAUUACGGACUAAUUUAUCCAUAUUUUACACACAUAACAACCGCAUUGCAAACAAACCAGCAUUUUUCCGGUAACAAAACACGUGCACUGGUUCACUCAAGUUCACAUUUUACUUAUCACAGUGUCGGUUUUUGCUCGUCUUCGGCGCCGGCUUUGUUCUUUGUUUGCGGUUUGCCCAUAGGUUGUUUAAAGGUGGGUUUGCCACUUCCCGCGUUCUCCGACACUUCCUCAUUUUCGCAAUGCGAGGACCCAAACCGAGGCAAACCUUCAGGUGGCUUUAAAAAUGCCUGCAACCCUCGGCACCUGCGCAGUUGCUCCACUAAAGUGUAAAUCCCACCAGCGAAGUAGCCGUAGCGGCUGCCAUUUAUUUGUUUGAUGAUGUAAUGGGCAGGAAAAAGAAGAAAAAAAACCCAAGUUUGAGUCUUUAUUGUGCGGACGUGUGAAGUUGUUAGUGAAUUCUGCCUGUUGACAUGAGGUCAGAAGGUACAGAAAUGAAUGUUUUUUUUUCUGCAGGGAACCCUGAAAAGUGACGAGCUCUUGGUGCUGUGUAUAGGUACGGGGCAUGCUGCCCCGUGUGUUCCCCUUUAUGCCAUAUCAGGAUACCCACUGAAUCUUUGCCGUUCGUGACAUGGCCACGUUUUAAGGAGGGCAUGCUGCGUUCUAUAUAAUUAUUUGGAAAGUUAGAAUAUUAAAUGUUUUUGAUUCAAUGUU